CCCGGCGAGCCCGCAUCAUGGAUGUCGAGCUCUCCUAUUUCUCUUUGCUCGCCUUGGAAUUCGAGACCCCAGACGAGGACCAGGAUUCAUGAACUGGCCUCAGGGGCCCGGGCAGGGGCCUCUGGCUCCCGACGCUGGCCGAGAGGUGAUGAGUGAAGUCGAAAGAUCCGAAGAUUUAAAAAAGCAUCUGGAGUCUCCGUAUUGAAUGAAAGACCCAGUGCAAAGGCAUCAUCAUGAACACGAGCCUUCCAUAUCAGCAGAAUCCUUACAGUCCCCGGGGCAGCGCCAAUGUCAUCCAGUGCUACCGAUGCGGAGACACCUGCAAAGGGGAGGUGGUUCGUGUCCACAAUAACCACUUCCACAUCAGAUGCUUCACCUGUCAAGUGUGUGGCUGUGGCCUAGCCCAGUCGGGCUUCUUCUUCAAGAACCAGGAGUACAUCUGCACCCAGGACUACCAGCAACUCUACGGCACCCGCUGCGACAGCUGCCGGGACUUCAUCACAGGCGAGGUCAUCUCCGCACUGGGCCGCACCUACCAUCCCAAGUGCUUCGUGUGCAGCUUGUGCAAGAAGCCUUUCCCCAUUGGAGACAAGGUGACCUUCAGUGGGAAGGAAUGCUUGUGUCAGACGUGCUCCCAGUCCAUGACCAGCAGUAAGCCCAUCAAGAUCCGCGGACCAAGCCACUGCGCCGGGUGCAAGGAGGAGAUCAAGCAUGGCCAGUCGCUCCUGGCGCUGGACAAGCAGUGGCACGUCAGCUGCUUCAAAUGCCAGACCUGCAGCGUCAUCCUCACCGGGGAGUACAUCAGCAAGGAUGGCGUUCCGUACUGCGAGUCUGACUACCACUCCCAGUUUGGCAUUAAGUGCGAGACUUGUGACCGAUACAUCAGCGGCAGAGUCUUGGAGGCGGGAGGGAAGCACUACCACCCCACCUGCGCCAGAUGUGUGCGCUGCCACCAGAUGUUCACCGAGGGGGAGGAGAUGUACCUCACAGGUUCUGAGGUCUGGCACCCCAUCUGCAAGCAGGCAGCCCGGGCAGAGAAGAAGUUAAAGCAUCGGCGGACGUCUGAAACAUCCAUCUCACCUCCUGGAUCUAGCAUCGGGUCACCCAACCGAGUCAUCUGCGCUAAAGUGGAUAAUGAGAUCCUUAAUUACAAAGACCUGGCAGCUCUCCCCAAGGUUAAGUCAAUCUACGAGGUACAACGCCCUGACCUCAUUUCCUACGAGCCUCAUUCCCGAUACACAUCCGACGAGAUGCUGGAGAGGUGUGGCUAUGGAGAGUCGCUGGGAACCUUAUCUCCCUACUCCCAGGACAUCUAUGAGAACCUGGACCUCCGGCAGAGACGGGCCUCCAGCCCAGGAUACAUCGACUCCCCCACCUACAGCCGACAGGGCAUGUCCCCUACCUUCUCCCGCUCACCUCAUCACUACUACCGCUCCGGGCCCGAGAGUGGCCGGAGCUCUCCAUACCAUAGCCAGUUAGAUGUGAGGUCCUCCACUCCGACCUCUUACCAGGCUCCCAAGCACUUUCACAUCCCAGCCGGAGAAAGUAACAUCUACCGGAAACCCCCGAUCUACAAGCGGCAUGGUGAUCUGUCGACAGCAACCAAGAGCAAAACAAGUGAAGACAUCAGCCAGGCCUCUAAGUACAGUCCAGCCUACUCGCCAGACCCCUACUAUGCGACAGAAUCUGAGUACUGGACCUACCACGGGUCCCCCAAAGUGCCCCGAGCCAGAAGAUUCUCAUCUGGAGGAGAGGAGGACGACUUUGACCGCAGUAUGCACAAGCUCCAGAGUGGAAUCGGCAGACUAAUUCUGAAGGAAGAGAUGAAGGCCAGGUCCAGUUCCUAUGCAGACCCCUGGACCCCGCCCCGGAGCUCCACCAGCAGCCGGGAGGCCCUGCACACAGCUGGCUACGAUGUGUCCCUAAAUGGCUCCCCUCGGUCCCACUACCUGGCCGACAGCGACCCCCUCAUCUCUAAAUCUGCCUCCCUGCCUGCCUACAGAAGAAACGGGCUGCACAGGGUAAGUAAGAUGCACUGGGGACAUUAUCCCCAAGCAGUUCACAAUUCCUGCAUCCACUCGUGGGUGAUGACUAACAAGAGGGAUCGCAGCCACCACCCUCACCCAACCUACAAACACCCCCUCCUGUCUCCUCAGAUCUACCCUUAUGAGCUGCUCCUGGUGACCACAAGAGGGAGAAACCGACUGCCGAAGGAUGUGGACCGGACGCGUUUAGAGCGCCAUCUGUCCCAGGAAGAGUUCUACCAGGUCUUUGGCAUGACCAUCUCCGAGUUUGACCGGCUGGCCCUCUGGAAGAGGAAUGAACUCAAGAAGCAAGCCCGGCUGUUCUAGGCAGAGGCUCUAUAAAUAUAUAUGCAUUUAUAUAAAGAUAUAUGUAAAGUCUCUAUACUGAAGCUCGGUAUAAUCCUCUUGUGUAAUGGGACACACUGCCUGCCGUGAGACUUGCCUUUCUGUAUCGUCAGGCAAGCCCACAUCAUCAAGAUAUUUUUAUGCUCCUUACUUUCUCUUUUUUAAGUGCAAUGGGGUUUGGGAAGGAAUUUGCGGGGACUCCCAUCCUUUUACUGGGGAGCCUUUUUAUACUGAAACAUCUGUCCUGACUUGAGUCCCCCAAGGUCCAACUCUCUUUCCUAAAAGAGGUGCCUGAAGGAGUCUUUCUUCUCUCUGCUUCUCGGCUCUUUUCCCCAACCUCCAGGGAGGAUGCUGACCCUGCAGUUUUCACACUUCACUGGCCCCAGAGGGGCCCUUCUCAAGGAGGAUCCACAGUGUUCUCCCCAAGUCACUGAACACCUUUGAGAGCCCUGAAGAAUUUUCUUAUCACCCCCACUAGGACCUCAGUGCUGUCUGGGGGUGAUGCAGCUAGAAAUGUGGGUUUCACGUCUAUUUGUUACAGAAAUAAAGAGAAGUGGAUAGGGCCUUGGCCUCUCCUCGCCUCUUCAAUCCUCCUUCUAUCCUUGAUCCUCACCUCUCUCUAGUCCAAAUCUAUGACUCAUGGUAGGAAAAGAAAAAGCACUUCCCUUUUCUGCAUCAUUACUUCCCAUGGCCCCAUGCCUGGCCCCUACGUGAAGAAUCAGAGGGAGAAAGUGGGCUCCGGGAGCAGGAGACAGAGCAGGACACCUGUUAGUGCUGGGGCUGCAGGACCCCUUGGGACCCUCCCUCAUUGCUCCCAAAAUCUCCUGACCCUUCCCCCUUAGGAGGAGAGGCCCAUUUUCGCAGCCUGUAUUUUUCAGCCUUACUACAAUCUAUGUGCCUGACAACUCGCCACAGGGCUAAUGUUCCCACCAUGGCUCCAACCGAACAACUAGACAGACAACCUCUAACACACACCUCCAAAGGUAAUACAGACCAUGUCCUAAAGAAAGCUUCCUGGCCUAUGUUGUCUGGUUUCUGGGUUGGUAGAGCAGCCCAACCACACCAACCACCAGUCCUUGGCUCCCACUGCAAAGUUCGCCAUGCUUCAUGGGGGAAACUUUUGAAGAAUGACUGCUUAUGAGAUUCCAAAAUGGAGCACUGGCCAGCAUCGCUCACAGUCAUCCUGAUUUCCCCAGUGGCUGCCUUUCCUGCCUCCUGGCCUUCUGAAACAGGGGUGAAAGUCUAACCAUCUCUCCUCCCCUCCCCAAAUCUGCAACCAUGAGUUGGUGAUGGUGAGGUCUGUUCCUUCCGGAAGAUGGCUUGAGUCAGACCACGGAGGAAGGAUAAAGAAGUGGAAAUGACAGUUACGACUCUCAAGAGGUUAUGUGUUGUGGCAAAUGCAGAACUGACUUCAACUCAACAAACCCUCACUGAGCACCUGCUGAUGCUGAGCACCUGCUGUAUACUGAGCACUUAAUGUGGUAGGGCAAUGGGAAUACUAGAAUGGUCAACCUGGGGCCCAAUCUCAGGGGCAUGCCUACUAAAAAUGGGUGUCAUAAGGCAUGUACUCAAACAUGACAGAUGUGAGGCAGAAAGUGAUAGGAGACAGUAUGAGAAAGUGUGUAUGACGUUACUAAGAAAGCAUAUGCAGCUGGUGCAGACCAAGGACAGCUUUCUGGAAGAGACUGCAUCUGAGCGAAGUUCAGGAAGGAUCUCUGUAAACUGGGAGGAGACUGUAACCUGAAAGGGUGAUAGGAUGAAGGGCCAGAAGGGAGGUCUAAUAUACUCUCAUUUAAAAUGUUCACCUUUUCUACAUCUUCUCUUUUUUGGCCAAUGUCUUUCAACUGUCCUGACCCUUUCAGAAAAGUCCCCAGCCAGACACAAUCAUUGAAACUGCCUCAUUAUCACUGGUUGAGAACUUGGAGAGAUUGAAGGGCUUUUGUUAUUGUUGUUGAAUAUCUUUGUUUCCCAUAAAUGCACAUAAUUUAAACCCAGACUUGUGUCCUUCUGUUGUUUCUCAUGUGAGUGGAAAUGAGUGACACAGGGAGAGGCUGAACCAUGCACAUUUUUCAAAAUAAAACUAUCAGAGAGAA
Odocoileus virginianus texanus is the source of this 4462-nucleotide messenger RNA. NCBI's taxonomy places the organism in Eukaryota, Metazoa, Chordata, Mammalia, Artiodactyla, Cervidae. The record is from RefSeq and is a predicted model, not a curated record.